Messenger RNA from Cottoperca gobio, 2606 nucleotides. It is a transcript of the gene rogdi, whose product is annotated as rogdi atypical leucine zipper. Gene Ontology annotation, cellular component: RAVE complex. The record is from RefSeq and is a predicted model, not a curated record. The transcript is spliced from 11 exons. Bases 139 to 1032 code for a protein of 297 amino acids. Lineage: Eukaryota; Metazoa; Chordata; Actinopteri; Perciformes; Bovichtidae.
AGCGCUGACCUUAUUUCCGACAGAACAUGAAGGCAACACACUCUCCGCUAAUCUAGUAGUAGUGAGAGACCUUCAUCCCAAGGAGAGGACAGUGUUUUAAGGUGUUAAACGAGUGUUUGAUUCUGUGUUCUGCACAUCAUGCUCAACCCCCAGAGAUCUUUGUCUGAGCUGCCCAAGAUGUCAGCUGCCAGUCAAGUGGAGAGAGCUGUGUUGGAGGAGGAAUUCAACUGGCUGCUGAAAGAAGAAGUGCAUGCUGUCCUAAAGCAGCUCCAGGACGUCCUCAAGGAAGCAUCUCGACGUUUCUCCAUGGCCACGCCAGGCCUGGAGAGUCAGCUCAAACAGGAAAACUUCAUCCUCGGCAGCUCAACCAUGGAUCAAGUGAAGGGGGUGCUGACUCUGCAGGGAGAGGCUCUGACUCAGGCUGACAUCAACGUGAAGGUUGCAAAGAGUAGCCAAGUGUUGCACUUUCAGUUCAGAGAGGACAAGCUGUGGAAACUGCAGCAGAUUCAGGAUGCCAGGAACCAUGUGAACCAGGCCCUCGGGCUGCUUGGCAGCCGGGACGAAAGCUACCACUUUAAGACGGGGGCUGAGGUCAAUAAGCUCAUGGAUGCAGUGAUGCUCCAGCUGACGAGAGCACGAAACCGCCUCACCACCCCGGCCUCCAUGACGCUGCCUGAGCUGGCCACCAGUGGUCUGAUGAAAAUGUUCACUCCUCCCAUGCCUGGGGAUGUGAUGGUGAACUUUUACAUCAACUUAAGCAAACUGUGCCUGACUGUCUACCAGCUUCAUGUGCUACCUCCAAACACCACUAAGAAUUUCAAACCAGCUGGAAGCUCUGUGUUGCACAACCCAGGGGCAAUGUUUGAGCUCAACAACAACCGGUUUGAGGUGAGCCACGUUCACAAGGUGGAGUGUGUGGUGCCUUGGCUUAAUGACACGCUGGUAUUCUUCACCAUCUCGCUGCAACUCUGUCAGCAGCUCAAGGACAAGAUAUCGGUCUUCUCAAGUUUCUGGAACUACAGACCUUUCUAAUCCACCUCCAGUAACCACACGUGUAAGGGAGGUUUUUAUUUUUUAUAUAUAUAUUUAUGAUGCAGUCAUUCAGUUUCAAGUGUUGCAUGGUUAGCUGAAGGAGCCAAUCAAACCAACAGAUAUCAAUAUUCCCAGCUGUGUUAGCCCAAUAUUUCUGUGUGUGUGUUGCAUCUCACAGCACUGACUUGAACUUCUCAAUGUAUGAAUGAAUGUGAUAGUUGCUGAUUUGUUAUUAGAAUUGUUUUAAUUUAUGUGUUGGAGAGUAUUUAUCUGGAUUGUAAGCAAAGUUGUCAUCUAAUCUGUGUUGUGUGGAACACUAAAUAAGAGGUCACAGUUCAUCUUUUGGCAUUCCCUUACAAUAUAAUCGUUUCUUACAUGUCAAAGUCAAUUUUGUAGUCAUGCACUACUAAGCCAGUGUAUAAUGUUUUCUGUGUCUUUGAAGGAAGAUAACUCGAGUGACAUCACAUGUGUAAUCUUUGGGUGUUUUCACUACAACUAUCCCUGUUUUGCUCUGGUCUGAAUCAACGGUUCUGAUGGUAAACUGUAAAUGUAUCACUAAAAGUCAUGUGAGAACAUUCUCACCGCUCAUUGGUUACAUCGUCUGGGGCGGGAGUCAGAAAGUACGCUUGUAGUUGGGUAAUAUUUAACAAACUGCUGAGCACCAGACUGAGACUUCUUCCUCUCAACAGUCUCCAGUACGAGAGCGUGCACUAAACAAUGCAGGUUUGAAAGGAGGUGCAAAACCACUGGAGGAAUCCUCUAAUCUGUGCAUGUACAGUACAUCCACCUAUAACAGUGCUAUACUUGAGUUGAAGUUUAAAGUGCUUGGUGUUGCAAAGCAUGAGGGGAAUGCACAGUAUUGCAAAGUGAAGGGAACAUUUUGGUUUGGGGGGGGGAAGUCUUAUCUGUGAGGGGGUGUAAUACUAUUAGUAAAACAUUUCCCACUGUCAACAGUUCUGGUAUACAAACAUUUUGGUGACAGACGAUACUGAACUGUCAGUCCUUAUUCACAGACAGUACAGUAUCAUAUGUCAGAGGACCAGUUCCAAUGUCCGACCCGCCACACACAAAGCUGUGAAGUUCUCCUUCAACGCUGAUCACACAGGUGAAGUCCUUUAAGUAUGUGACGGUUCACAUCAUCAAGAGGGUCAUGUGAGAAAUACAGUAUAACACCAUAUCAAUUCAAUUAGAACAGCAAUAACUUGGACGUUAUUUACAAGUUGGAAACUGGUAUCAGGGUGGACAUUGGAGCAGGGAUAAUGUUUGGUUUUUGUUAUUGUUUAUUGCCCCACUUGGUGGAAAUGACACAACUCGCAUUCCCUGGAUAUGUCUAAACGAUAAGCUACUCGUCAUCUCUGUUGAUGUAAUCUUUGAUUUUAAGUGAUUGUCUGCUCUGUUUAUAUUUAUUUCACACGUUUUGCACAUAUGUUGUUGAUUCUCUGUGAACCAAACACUGAUCCAAUCAUGAACAAAUGACUUUAUUCCAGUAAGUGUUAAUCUAUUUUGAAAAGCUGCCUAUCAUAUAACAUGUGGAAAUGAUUUAUCUAUCUGUGCAAUAAAAAUAUUCUAAACCA